This is a messenger RNA of Spodoptera littoralis (African cotton leafworm), 1500 nucleotides long. The record is from the annotation of a GenBank genome assembly. NCBI's taxonomy places the organism in Eukaryota, Metazoa, Arthropoda, Insecta, Lepidoptera, Noctuidae.
AUGAAUUUGGAGCACUAUUUUACUUCCAGGCGCAAAAUAAUAUUGUACACUCAUUUGUUCAUGUUCAUUUAUGACGGCAACAAAACAUCGCUCCGUCUCUUUCACCCGCGCACGACGUCGCCGCGUCCUUCGCUCGAGUUCGACGUUCGACCAGUUGCGCCGCGCAUCCAGUUGUUAAUACACGUGUGUCGUUCUUUUUGUGCUCCGGUGAAUAAAAUGGCGGACGAACCUACACCUGGCUCAAGCAAAGACAGUUCUGUUCAACAGCAAGUAGUACCAAGAAGUGCUCCGGAAAAACUACAUAUUAUAAGACAUGUCGCAAAACGAUUAAAAUUCAAGCCAAAUAAGGUUUUAAUAUCUAAAACAAAAUACUAUGACUUAACCGGUUUACACCCAGAUCAUUUACAGACUAUUAGUGAAACAAAUUUAGAAGAUAUAGAAAUAAAGACAGUUGCAUUAGAUCGAUCACAAGUUCACAGAACCUGGGUUAGCCAUUUAUCGAAAAAUUUCAGCUUACCUACUACUGAGCAACUGUUUUGGCAGUUAAAGAUGAAGGUUAUACCUAUUUAUAUGAAUCUAAGUGAUUUUAGAACAUGGUUAUACAAGAAUGAUUUUAUGUGGGAACGAGGUUCCAAUGGCGAAUUGGUGGUUGUUGAGAAAACCGAAGUACGUUUUGAGAGAUAUUUGUACCUACAGAAGAUGGCCAGAUACAGAGAAGAAAAUAAACAAAUCUUUUUUAUUGGUCACGGUGCAUUUAAUUCUGAGGGAAGACUUGUGACUUUGAAAGAAAGCAACAAAGCAUCAAAGAAUAACAAUGAAAUUUACCAACGAAUUCUUUUUGCUGUCUCAGCGGCAGGUCCUGAUUGUUUGCGGUAUGUUGAAAGUUUCACCGAGAAAGUGUUCUUAGAUUGGAUAAACCAAGUAUUUCUGAUUGCUGUAGGAACACCGAGCGUUGUUGUAUUGAGCUAUGAUAAACAUCAUUGCGAAGAGAUUAUAAAGGUACCAACUUUAGAGAGCUCGAAACGAGAUUUGUGUAAAUGGCUUGAUUAUUUCGGUGUGCCUUACGAUGCAGGGAUGACUAAAGUGAUACUACAUGAUUUGAUUGAAAAGUAUACAGAUUUAACAGAGAAGAUUUAUGCGGUAGACGCUGUACUCAAGGCGAAUGGCCACACCGUAUUGAGGAUACCGAAUUGUAUAAGGAGAUUGACUCCAGCAACGUUUUAUCCUGAUAUGGUGGACUUGAAUGUGAAGGUGAAGUUCUGUGAUCAACCAAGUCUGUCUCCAGAGAGAAUAAGAGAAACUAUUGAUGCUAUAUUUGCGGCUUCUUCUGGACACAUGGCUUGGGUACACAUUACAAGCGAGGAAAAAUGUAUUUUGGCCGUGGAAUCGUCUGUCGAUAAAAUGAUAAAUAAAAUUAAACAUACGAGAAUGAAAACUUCCUGCUCUGUAUCAUCAAUCGUGGAUAGUGAUAUUCCGUCGGAUGACUCCGAUUCGGAAUAG